GUUACAAAAGCCAACCGACCACACUGUUCGUCGAGGAGGCGAGCCAAGGCGAGGAUGCAAAAACAGCACCAGCAAGAAUUGUAUGUUGGAACAAACCAAACUUUUGAGUCGCAGACUGGAAACAGCAGUGGCCGGAAGAAUAACGUGGAGCCAGUCCACCCUGACCCUCACACUUACUUCCCCCUCGCCCAGCUGGCCCGGGACUUGUUUACACUGGGUUACCGGGCGAAAGCGAAUGAGGAAGCGGAGCAAAUAGCGAAUUUCUUCGUUUCUGUGGAACAACUACACCGCCGACCAACAUCUUCUAGUCAAACCACCGCUGACAAAACUGCCACGAGGUCUACAACUUUCAGGUCGUUGUUUCAAACUCUGAAACUCUGCGAACAGUUAGAGAUUCUGCACUACUUGUCAACUACCC
Molecule: messenger RNA, 418 nt
Organism: Amoebophrya sp. A120
Lineage: Eukaryota; Dinophyceae; Syndiniales; Amoebophryaceae
Source: the annotation of a GenBank genome assembly